AAAGGCAUCUAAGAAGAAUUAAACAGCUUUCGAAUAAAUGGCAAGAAUAACAAGAAUAGCGUUAGACUUCGCUUUGGUAACUGCUAAAGCCGUCAAGCCUGCGAUUGGUACAGCAUGGCAAUAUGCAAAAAUAGAAAUGGCACCGCCGUUAACUGUUGCAUAUUUCACCGGACGAGGUGGUCGCAAAAUAGAAGAGCUUGCAUCCAAAACAGCAAAUAACUUGAUCGCUGGCUUAGAAGCUAUGGUACGUGAUAUGGAAGCAGAAAGAUUAAGGCAAAUAAGACUUAAAGAGGAAGCUGUGAAAGCCGCGCAAGAGAAAUUAAAAGAAGAAGCCAGAAUUGCGAGGGAAAAGGCCGAAAAAGCUAAGCUAAGCUCAUCUAAGCAAUUAGGUAAAUCAAAGGUAACUAAAAAGAGAGCUAAAAAAGUUGAUACGAAGCCAAAGGCAAAGGCCAAAGCCAAGGGCAAAGGAAAAGGAAAACCAAAAGGAGGGAAGAAGCCCAAACGAGGAGGCAAAACGUGACAAUGGAACAAUCAUAUUAAAACUUUCUCUAUGUUAUCAAUUUCUGAUUGUGUAAUUUGUUGAGUAUUUGAAUAUGACAUUUCAAAAUUAUUUUUAAUUGAUAAAGUUUUAUUUAGAGACGUAUUUGCAUCCUAUUCCUGUUUGCUCUCUUGUUCGAAAAUAUCAUAAAUAAAUUUUUGUCCGUAA
Papilio xuthus (Asian swallowtail) is the source of this 706-nucleotide messenger RNA. RefSeq lists its product as uncharacterized. The transcript is spliced from 2 exons. Lineage: Eukaryota; Metazoa; Arthropoda; Insecta; Lepidoptera; Papilionidae. Bases 38 to 520 code for a protein of 160 amino acids. The record is from RefSeq and is a predicted model, not a curated record.